AUGAGUGACCAAGGUCAAGGCCGCUCGUAUUGCCGUGACGACGAGACCGUGGUGGACCGAGACGGGCUGCCGCACUACACGGGCCUGAACCCAGACCUGCUGAAGGAGUACAAGAAUAGAGUCAACCUGGCGCUGGCGAGGCUCGAGGGAUCGGGCUCAGACGAGGAGAACAGCCUAGAGAAGAAACAAAUAAGGUUUCGGGUGGAGCUGCUGGACGAACUACACGGCCGAGCUUGGAAGAGGACCGAGCACCUGGCGGCCAACCCGAAGGAACUGAAACGCGAGAAUGGCGAGCAGCUGAUCUUUGACGCGCUGGCGUCGCUAAACAAUGAGGCCAUCGUGAAGAAGGGGAUGGCGUUCGACAGCUUUUUCAAGCGGAGCUACCGGAAGCGCGGCACCGACAUGGGCGAGUACCUGGCGAACAAGGAGAAGCUGUGGGAGGACCUACAGGAGAGAGACAGCGCGACGAGACUCUCGGACGACCUGAUGGCCUACUUCUUGCUGGACGGCGCGGGGCUCUCGGAGGAUCAGAAGAGGCGCAUCGUGAUGAACAGCGGCUCGGAGUGCAAGUUGGAGGCCUUCCAGCACGCGCUCAGGGUCAACUUGUACGACGUCCACGAGAAAGAGCGGAGGAACCCGCAACGCCGGCACCAGCACAGGCAGAUCAGCCAGAAGUGGAACAAGGGCCACCGAGGGAAGGCGAACCAGGUGGAGGACCACGAGGAGUCGGACAUCUCGGACGAGGAGUUCGACGAGGAGGAGCAGGCCAACGCAGUCGACGAGGCCGACGACAACAGCGAUGCUGGGGCAUCGAACGACGACGAGGUCUACGAGGCGUGCUCGGCCUACGAGGCGGCGCGCAAGAAGCUGAAGGACACGCAGAAGCAGGGAGGUUUCUUCAAGGGCGAGGUUGCCUUUGAGGAGCGCCAGGAGGCGAUCAAAGAGGAGAAGAAACGGACUCGAUGCGGAGCUUGCGGGCGCAUCGGACACUGGGCAGGCGACAAGGACUGCCCGAAGAGCGGACAGCAGGGCGCCAAGAAGUUCGGAGGUGGCAAGGGCGGCAAGCCGAAGGGCAAGGCAAAGCCCGGGAAGUCGAAGCGCGCGUUCUUCACCCUGGACGAGGACGACGUAGACUACGAUAUGGGCGACGUCUACGCGGGUGCUGUCGCGGCCAAUGGCGAGCCAGACCAGGGCGACAGCGACUCGUUCCAGGGGGGCUCCAGCGACGACGAGCCCAAGGAUGAGCGCGAGGACGACGGCUACCACAACCGGAACUACGACGGGGACCGGAAGGGGUCUCAGGGAGCGGCAGCAGCGGCAGCACAGGAGGAGUUCAUCCCGACCGAGAUCUUCGGUGAGUGGAAGGCUUACGAGCUGAAGAAGCGCUUGAACGAGCUCAACCUGCAUGUGAGUGGCACGCGGGAGAUCCUCAUCGAGCGGCUCGUGGGAUACUACGCGGGCAUCGCGCAGGUCAAGAAGGGGUGUAGUACGUCAAAGACGGCAGGAGCAUUGUGCUCUGGGACUUCGGUGGGCCUGCGGGGCGAGAACAUGAAGUGCGCCGACUGCGGCAAGUGCGGACAUCAUGGAGGUGACAUGAAGGUCUACAAGCAGAUUCAGGAGCGCCGGGAGCAGAUCAAGCUGGAGUUGGACAGCAAGCCGAUCACCAAGCCGAAGAUGAAGGGGAGUUCAGCGAGCUCGGCGGCAUCAUCCACGACAGCGACCUGGGAGUUCAUCGACCACGCCAACGAGCUCACCUGCCCCGUGUGCUACCGCAUGAACGGGAACAAGUUCUACGGGUGCCCGAACUACCUCGCCAUCAUGAAGUGCAAGGGGACGUAUGACUACGAGCUCGGGGAGCUUCCUGGGUCAAGGACGGAGGCGCCCAUUUUGGAGACGCCCCUCGAGUUUGCGGGCGAGCAGCUCGACAAGCGCGAGCUCAUCUUGUUCAACGCUGGGGAUGAGCACAGCUUCAACGACCAGCUGGGAAAGUCUGAGGCAGCCUUCGUGGUCGCCAACGACAGCGCGUUUCGCUCAGUCGAUUUCGACGCCGUGGCGCUGGGCGACGCUGCAUGCGCUCUUUGCAUGCACAGCAAGCACUGGGGGCAGCAUUUCGAACGAGUUCUACCACCUGGCUUGGCGUGCCGGCCAACCGGCAACUAUUGGCUCUUCACCUUCGCGAGCGGCGCCAAGCAAAAGGGCGAGGUCUGGAUUAUUCCGAUAGGCAUCGGCGGCUACCGCGGCGAGGCGCACUCAACGGAGAUACCUGCGGAACAGACGCCGUUGCUGUUGUCGAUGCCAGCCCUCGAGAUGCUUGACGGCCACAUCCACAUGCAGACGAAGAAGCUUGAGCUCACCGCGCUGGGGAUCACCGUGGCGCUCGUCAAGAUGGGGAAGACCCCUCACCUGGGGAUCGACGUGUCGCAGUUCGGUGACGACGAGAGCGCAGGGGCGCAGAAGAUGGACCUGACGUCGACCCGAGGAGAUGCACUAGUUCACUACGCGAACGACCUGGAGGUCAUGAAGCAGGGCUACGCAUUCUUAGAGACGGGUUGCCACGGCGACGGUUUCGACGUCUCGUUGAACUCCGAUGGUGCGACUGUGGAUCUGAAUGACCCUCGUGCUCAGUGUGGGUUUGGCAAGACGGACGUGGACAGCGGAAAGCCCAUCCAGAAGCCCAGCGGCUACCUCACCAACAGCCAGUGCAUCUUGAACAAGUUGGCCAUGCCUUGCAAGUGCAAGGGGCCUCAUGGGAUGGUGGAAGGAGGCUGGAUCACCAUGCAGAAGGAGAGGUCGGACAAGGUGAUGGAGAUCUUCAACAAUUUCGCGGAUUUCCUGACGCCACUCACUCUGUUGGGGCCAUCAGUGGACGAGCGGGCGGCGCAGAUCGGGAAGCUCGAGGAGACGAAUGCGACGGUUAAGCUGCUGAUGAUCAGACGCAGCCCGCGCGCGCUGCUAGCAGUGCAACCUCAUCUUCACGCGUCGCAAGCACCUCUUCGGACAGCCUACGCCCGAAGUGAACGGGGAAUGUGGCAGGAACUCGGAUGGGAAGACUGGGCGAGCUUGUCACCGCAGCAGAGAGCCAUGAAGAUCGCAGGCGCGGACGUUCUAAUUAUGGUGUACGGCGCGCAGAUCGGCGAGGCGGAGGGCGAGGAGAAGGAUGAGGAGACGACCCGGCAGCAGCGUUGGGAUCAGCUGCCACGCGAGCUCAAGAUGGCGAUCAGACGACUUCACGAGAAUCUGGGUCACGCUUCGAAGGUGGAGAUGUUAAGGGCGUUGCGUAUUUCGAGGGCGUCGGAGGCAGCAAUCAAGGACGCAGAUCAAGCUGAAUCGCAGUUUCUCAACGUCAUAUGCUUGGGUCGUUCAUUUCAAGUCGUUGCGCUGUUGGGAGAAAUUCGCGAGAUGGCAAGUUCGAGUACCAUCCUGGAGACCUACGAGUUGUGUUGGGCUUCAUGGGCUGGUGAGCCUGAGGUUGGGAUCAUCGUGGACAGGGCCGAGAGCUUCCUUGGCAGUUUCUCCGAGAACAUCGCGAAUCGCGGCUGCCGUUUCGACCCAGCUGCCAAGGCGGCAGCAUGGCGCAUCGCCAAGGUUGAGCGUCAUGGAAAGUUGCACUACGGCAAGCAGCACGAGAAGCACAUGCGAGGGUGGCGAGUGAGGACGCCAUCAAGCGGGCAGAACUUCGACAAGUACGACCAGAGCGAGGCUUCAGAUGAGGAGGUCAGGGCCUGGCCCGUGUCAGCGCAGGACGCGGAUUUGAUCGACGCCACGGGGACCUACGACGGCGGCCAGUGCCACCUGACUUUCGUGAAGACAGAGUUCCUGUACAGUCAGAGCCGGCGGCGGCGCGGCCACCUCCAGAGGCACCGCCGCCAGAGGUGCCGCAGCCGAGUGAGAGGGAAGAAGUUCCAGCACCACAGCCAGAAGCAGCAGAGCAACAAGAGGUACCAUAAUCACUUCGACAGGACGGACCACCUGUGCCUGAAGAGCCAGCAGUUCGACAAUGAGAACAGCGGGACGAGCAGAAAGAGACGAUUCAAUCGGAAGAAGUUCCAAUGGGAGAAGAUUGGGAUCCAGAUCUACACGACCAUCAUUCAGUACCUGUACGCGGAGGUGAAGGCGAGGUCAGCAGAUGAAGCAGGACAGCGAGAAGCUAAACGACAAUGGCUACUCGAUGAUGUGCCUCAUUCGAUUCGAGAGAGCCGGAAGGAUCAGGAGGCGGCGUUCAAUGUCUACGACGACAGCGAUCACAUGCUGGAGGCGGCCUACGUGACCUACGAGGUGAAUCGGACUUUCUACGAGGAGCGCGGCAUCAGCAAGGAGUUGCUGGGCUUCGGGGUGGAGAGGAACGACUUUGAGUACGCCUGCCAAGUCGGCCAGACUACCGCGAAGAAGGGCAGAAAGGAGCCGAGGUCGAUGGAGCUUAACGAGGAGCAGCGCAGGAUGUUCACAGGGCCUGGAGGUUCAGACGAGAAGGAGUGGAAGUCGUGGCAGGACUUAGACGCUUGCGAGACCCUCAACGUGGCGGAGAGCGAGAGGAUCUGGGGGAACAAGAGCGAGGGGACCGUUGAAGGUAGAUUCGAGGCGAAGUCGAGGAUGGUGGUUCAGGGUUUCAAGGACAAGAGUCCUGGAUAA
This is a messenger RNA of Prorocentrum cordatum, 4629 nucleotides long. Lineage: Eukaryota; Dinophyceae; Prorocentrales; Prorocentraceae. The record is from the annotation of a GenBank genome assembly.